UCGCCGGGAGUUUCCGUUAAAUCACAUUCAGGCACCAAGACUGAACAAUGGUUAACAUGAGCUAUCAGCAAUUUUUACUAAAAUAUUUACAUUCUAGUUCACGACAGUCGAGAAGGCGAGCAAAUAAAAGAAAAAGGAAUCAUUGGGACAAAUUAUCUCCAACGAAUUUUCAAACUUGAUUAAAAGAAAACUCGAAAAGGUCCAGUUUGAACAGUGUGGCCGAGUGUCUGUGCAUUGCGACUGAUUGGCGAGAUGACUGCCGAGUGGCUACACCUGCCCCCGCCGUACCCCCCUGGUGUGGGGCCGUUGUAUGGUGCAGAGUUGGAGGCGUGGUAUGAAGACUUGCAAGAUAUUCUGGGCUCUGACACGGGAGGGGCAAAACUGGCACGCGCCCCCACAUACAGCGAGAAAGAGCCAGAGUUCUUGGAUGUUCUGGAAAGUUGUUCUCUCACCUGGCUGACUGAUGGAAAUCAGUCGAUGAGUGAAAGCGUCCACAGAACAACAGAGGAGAUCCAUACCGCCCAGCCUCUGCAUCACACCUCAUCCUCUUCCUCCUCAUCGUCCUCUUGCAUGAGUCCAGCUGUUGCAGAGGAGCGGCAGGUGGAGGCUGACAGAGGGAGAAAUGGGGAUAGCUCGACAGGAGGCAGCAGUGACUUGCUGCCUCCUGAGUUCUUCGAAUUGCUGAGUGAGGGAGGAGUCGGAACGAUGGACUCAAGUGGAGCAGUGAUCAGCAGCGGCUAUUAUUACCACCAUCAACACCACCACACGAGUCAUGUCCAGCCCGCGUCCCCCUCAGCCAGCGAGGAGGAGUUGCCCUGCGUCCCAGAUUCUCCAUCGUGCUCCUCUUCAGCAUCCCAAUCACCAUCUCAAAAUUGUUCUCCUCCCUCGUCGCCGGUUUCCUCUCCCUCAGUCUACCUGUCCUCUCGGCUGGGAAAACGUAAGAGGACCGCCGGCGAGAGGGCCAACAGUGCCUUGUCCUCUUUCUCCUCCUCGAUGCAGAGGUCACCCUACUCAUCUACCAAAAAGAGUCGCAAGGAAAGAGAGCAGGAGAACGAAAGGAAAGUGCAAGAGCUGACAGAGCAGAAUGAGCGCUUAAAGGCAGAGAUCGAAAGGCUGGGAGAGGAAGUGCAGAGGACACGGAGAGCUCUGAUUGAGAGGCUCGUCAACACCAGAAAAUGAGGGGGGGUGUGUGUGGAGCAAAAUGGAAGAUGGAAAAAAAACAUAUCUGUUUAGAAUAAGUAGUUUUGGAGAAAAGGGGGAAUGUGACGAUCAGGAACGGCUCACAUACGAGAGAGCAGAAAACCAAAGAUACAUUUGUAAUGCUUAAAGAACAGCUGGAAAAGAUGGAUGUAAAGAUGGAAGAAGAAAGAAAGAAAGAAAGAAAGUGAUGAAAUGGUACAAAGAGACGAUGCAGCAA
Oryzias latipes (Japanese medaka) is the source of this 1417-nucleotide messenger RNA. It is a transcript of the gene ddit3, whose product is annotated as DNA-damage-inducible transcript 3. Gene Ontology annotation, molecular function: protein heterodimerization activity; RNA polymerase II cis-regulatory region sequence-specific DNA binding; DNA-binding transcription activator activity, RNA polymerase II-specific. NCBI's taxonomy places the organism in Eukaryota, Metazoa, Chordata, Actinopteri, Beloniformes, Adrianichthyidae. Gene Ontology annotation, biological process: ER overload response; intrinsic apoptotic signaling pathway in response to endoplasmic reticulum stress; negative regulation of transcription by RNA polymerase II. The record is from RefSeq and is a predicted model, not a curated record. Gene Ontology annotation, cellular component: CHOP-C/EBP complex; CHOP-ATF4 complex; CHOP-ATF3 complex.